Messenger RNA from Chanos chanos (milkfish), 2304 nucleotides. It is a transcript of the gene rps6ka1, whose product is annotated as ribosomal protein S6 kinase a, polypeptide 1. Lineage: Eukaryota; Metazoa; Chordata; Actinopteri; Gonorynchiformes; Chanidae. Gene Ontology annotation, biological process: protein phosphorylation; intracellular signal transduction. The record is from RefSeq and is a predicted model, not a curated record. Gene Ontology annotation, molecular function: ATP binding; protein serine/threonine kinase activity; magnesium ion binding. The transcript has 21 exons. The coding region runs from base 1 to 2283 and encodes 760 amino acids.
AUGGAGAAAGACAAACGGAAGUUCAAAUUAGCUCAGUUGCUGACACUUUACCUCUUCAAAAAACAGCACAACAAAACUCUGUCAGCUACUACCAACGCCAGUGCGGAUGCUAGCGGCACCAAGACCUCUUCAGCCACAAUCAGCGCGUGUGGUUCUUCUGAGGACCAGCAGAGACAGUGGACGGAAGAUGAUGUCAUCAAAGAGAUCAACAUCACCAACGUGGUCAAGGAAGGAGCGGAGAAGGCCGACCCCUCCCAGUUUGAACUUCUCAAAGUGUUGGGCCAGGGCUCCUUUGGGAAGGUGUUUCUCGUCCGGAAGGUGACUCCACCUGAUACCAACCAGCUGUAUGCCAUGAAAGUUCUGAGGAAGGCAACGCUUAAAGUGAGAGACCGUGUAAGAACCAAAAUGGAGAGAGACAUCCUGGCAGACGUCAAUCACCCAUUUGUGGUUAAACUGCACUAUGCUUUUCAGACAGAGGGAAAGCUCUACCUGAUUUUGGACUUCCUCAGGGGUGGAGAUCUAUUCACCAGGCUGUCCAAAGAGGUGAUGUUUACAGAGGAGGAUGUGAAGUUCUAUCUGGCAGAGUUGGCUCUGGGUCUGGACCACCUACAUGGCCUGGGCAUUAUAUACAGAGACCUCAAACCUGAGAACAUUCUCUUAGAUGAGGAGGGUCAUAUUAAACUCACAGAUUUCGGUCUGUGUAAGGAAGCCAUUGACCAUGAGAAAAAGGCUUACUCAUUCUGUGGUACAGUGGAAUAUAUGGCCCCUGAAGUGGUGAAUAGACAGGGCCAUAUCCACAGCGCCGACUGGUGGUCGUUUGGAGUACUGAUGUUUGAGAUGCUAACAGGGUCACUGCCAUUCCAAGGAAAAGACCGGAAAGAAACCAUGAACCUUAUUCUGAAAGCUAGACUGGGAAUGCCUCAGUUUCUGAGUGCUGAAGCCCAGAGUUUACUAAGAGCCCUUUUUAAGAGGAACCCGACCAACCGCCUAGGUUCUGGGCCGGAUGGAGCUGAGGAGAUUAAACGCCACGCUUUCUUUUCCACCAUAGACUGGAAUAAACUUUUCCGGCGAGAGAUCAAACCGCCGUUUAAACCUGCCGUGGCCCGACCAGAUGACACCUUCUACUUUGACUCUGAGUUCACUUCCCGCACCCCUAAAGACUCCCCCGGCGUUCCUCCCAGUGCUGGUGCUCACCAGCUCUUCCGGGGCUUCAGUUUUGUUGCCUCUGCAAUGCUGGAGGAGGACGGCAGAGAGGAACAGGUCCAGCCCACUCCCCACCCUGUGGUACAGCAGUUGCACGGGAAGAAUAUCCUGUUCAGUGAUGGUUACGUGCUGAAGGAAGACAUUGGAAUGGGGUCUUUUUCCGUCUGUAAGCGCUGCGUACACAAAGCCACCAACACAGAGUAUGCCGUCAAGGUAAUUGAUAAGACCAUGACAGACCCAAGUGAAGAGAUUGAGAUUCUGUUGAGAUACGGUCAGCACCCCAACAUAAUCACCCUCAAAGAUGUGUAUGACAACGGUAAAGAGGUGUACCUGGUGACCGAGCUGAUGCGUGGGGGAGAGCUGCUGGAUCGAAUUUUAAAACAGAAGUUUUUCUCUGAGCGAGAGGCCAGUGCUGUGCUCUACACAAUCACCAAGACGGUGGAAUACUUACAUUCUCAGGGGGUAGUACACAGGGACCUGAAACCCAGUAACAUUCUGUAUGUGGAUGAGUCAGGGAAUCCUGAAUCUCUCCGUAUUUGUGACUUUGGCUUCGCCAAGCAGCUCCGCGCAGACAACGGGCUACUCAUGACUCCGUGCUACACGGCUAACUUCGUAGCCCCAGAGGUCCUGAAGAGACAGGGCUAUGAUGAAGGCUGUGAUAUUUGGAGUCUGGGGGUAUUGCUCUACACUAUGCUGGCUGGUUUCACGCCAUUCGCCAAUGGACCAGAGGACACACCAGAGGAGAUUCUGAGCAGAAUAGGCAGCGGUCAUUUCACGCUGACUGGAGGAAACUGGGACGCGGUGUCUGAUGCUGCUAAGGACCUCGUGUCUAAAAUGCUACACGUUGACCCUCAUCGGCGGCUGACGGCCAUGCAGGUCCUGAAGCACCCGUGGAUUGUCCAGAGAGACAAACUCCCCAACAGCCAGCUGCAGCACCAGGAUGCCAAGCUCGUCAAGGGGGCGAUGGCAGCCACCUACUCUGCCCUGAAGAGUUCCCAGCCAACCCCAGAACUCAAACCCAUCGAGUCCUCUUUCCUGGCUCAGAGACGCGUGAAGAAGCUUCCGUCCACCUCUCUGUAAAGAAAAAAGAGAGAGGAACUG